This is a messenger RNA of Onthophagus taurus, 2858 nucleotides long. RefSeq names its product G protein alpha o subunit (gene Galphao). Gene Ontology annotation, molecular function: GTP binding; G-protein beta/gamma-subunit complex binding; GTPase activity. Gene Ontology annotation, cellular component: heterotrimeric G-protein complex; cytoplasm. NCBI's taxonomy places the organism in Eukaryota, Metazoa, Arthropoda, Insecta, Coleoptera, Scarabaeidae. Gene Ontology annotation, biological process: adenylate cyclase-modulating G protein-coupled receptor signaling pathway. The record is from RefSeq and is a predicted model, not a curated record.
CCAUACAACGCGUUCAACCAACUUUACACGCCGAGAAUGCGUUAUUUUUGAAAAUUUCAAAGAAAACUCAACGAUUUUUAAAUGAAACCCAAAUUAGAAUGGUUUAUAUAAAAAUUAAAAUGAGAAAGUUUAAGUAAUUAAUUAUAAUAAGUUAAUUAUAAUUUAAAUUUUUUAAAUCGUCAUCGACGUGUGUUUGUGCUGUAGCAAACACGGCGUCACACACAGUGUUAAUAUCGUGACGCAAAUAUAAAACACCGUGUCAGAUAAAUCGAUCGUCGUCGUCGUCGUCGUUGUUGUUGGGCGUGUGUAGCUGUGUGCAACACGUUGGUUGCUCCUCGUCGGUUUUCCCGGUUUUUCAUUUUCAAAAUUAACAUUUUUCGGUUACCUAAAAACGAUAAAAUUAAAUAAAAGUGAUGUUUUUAUUAAAAUAAAUCGUUUUUUACAACUAUUUUUAAAUUGAAAAAAAGUGGGUGUUCUCGAUAAGGAUAAUCACAAUCUACAAGAACCAUUUUUUGUGCGGAAAAAUUAUGCGGUGUUGUGCUGUUUAAUUAUUUAUGAGUGUAAAUUGUUAAAAAUAAUUAAAAUUCACGUUGGCUGUUGUUGAUUCGAACGUCGCCGUUCGAAUACGUUUAUAGCAGGUUAAAUUACCUGUUUUAAGAAAUAUUUCUUUAAACGCAUUCAAACUGUCUUCCGCAACAACGGCUACGUGCGGUGAUCUCUUCAAUAUGGGUUGCACGGUUUCUGCGGAGGAACGUGCAGCGAUCGCUCGGACGAAAAAGAUUAAUCAAGAAAUCAAAGUAGAGAAGGAAAAGAAAACCAAAGAAAUUAAAUUAUUACUUUUAGGGGCAGGAGAAUCGGGAAAAAGUACGAUAGUAAAGCAAAUGAAAAUUAUUCAUGAAAGUGGUUUUACAAGCGAAGACUUCAAACAAUAUCGACCUGUAGUAUAUAGUAACACAAUUCAAUCCCUCGUUGCGAUUUUGAGAGCGAUGCCCAAUUUGGGUAUUUCAUAUGGAAGUAAUGAGCGAGAGAUGGAUGGUAAAAUGGUAUUCGAUGUUAUCCAACGAAUGGAAGAUACCGAACCAUUUUCAGAAGAACUUUUAGCGGCUAUGAAACGAUUAUGGGCCGAUACAGGAGUUCAAGAAUGUUUCGGUCGUUCCAAUGAAUAUCAGCUCAACGAUUCCGCCAAAUACUUCUUAGAUGAUCUCGAUCGAUUAGGCGCUAAGGAUUAUCAACCAACCGAACAAGACAUUCUACGUACUCGCGUUAAAACCACCGGAAUAGUAGAAGUUCAUUUUUCAUUUAAAAAUCUUAAUUUCAAAUUAUUCGAUGUUGGUGGUCAAAGAUCAGAACGAAAAAAAUGGAUUCAUUGCUUCGAAGACGUAACAGCGAUAAUCUUUUGUGUUGCAAUGAGCGAAUACGACCAGGUUUUGCACGAAGAUGAAACGACGAAUCGCAUGCAAGAAAGUUUAAAACUGUUCGAUUCGAUCUGUAAUAACAAGUGGUUUACGGAUACGUCGAUAAUUUUAUUUUUGAAUAAAAAGGAUCUUUUUGAGGAGAAAAUUCGGAGGUCACCAUUAACGAUAUGCUUCCCGGAAUAUGCCGGUGCCCAAGAAUACGGAGAAGCUGCAGCUUAUAUUCAGGCGCAAUUUGAAGCGAAAAACAAAUCAACAACCAAAGAAAUCUACUGCCAUAUGACAUGUGCGACGGACACACACAAUAUACAGUUCGUUUUCGACGCGGUAACCGAUGUUAUCAUAGCAAACAAUUUAAGAAACUGCGGUCUUUACUAAAAAAAUAAUAAUAACUAAGAUAAAUAAAAAAAGCAUGGAUGGAACGGGAACGAAACGGGCACCGUUUUUAUUUUUUUCGUUCGUUUCGAUCGCGAUUUAAAAAAAUAAUAAUAAAUUCACGGACAACAGCAAAUUAUAUCUUAUACAUACAUUAUAUAUAUUAUAUAUACAUACAAAAAUAUAUAUACACACACGUAAACACACUUUCACAGUUCUGCUAGAAUACAUCAUUUUCAAAAAGGAAAAACUCAACUAAAAAAAGAAUUAAAUAAAGUUGGAAAUUUUCUUAAUACAAGCAGAACAUAAAAACUGGAUCUUCAGCGAAAACUUUUUAAAGCAAAAUAAUUAAUCAUGACUAAUUAGCGAUAGAAGGAAGAAAGAAAAUAAUGUGUCUGUAUAUUUUCGUGAAUCAUUCUCUCAUAUAACCAGGUAAAUUAUAUUGUAUUAUUAAAUAGUUAAGCGAUGCGAAUCGCAGCUCGAUAAACAAUAAACGAGAGGAGCAAAAAUUCUUGAUAAAAAGGUGAAAAACAAUAAUAAUCACUCAAAAAAUUCUAUUUGCACAAAUUAUCCAAGUCAUUAUUAUUUUUUUUUUAAUUUUGUCAUUCUAAUUAAAAUUUUAAAAAAGAAAAUUAAUGAAAUAUAGGGUGUUUUUGAAUUAUCUUAGAUUUAUUUGAUUCUAGCAUAUUCCAAAAGAUGGAGUUGUAAAAUUUUCUUUAAAUUUAAUUGGAAAACACUCUGUAUUAUCUAUAAAUUAUCGAUGUGUAUUAUAAAUAACAAUUUUACCAAAGUUUUUUUAUUAAUUAAAAGACUAUUAGUGUUCUUUUACGUUCAAGCGCCGAAAAGUUAUCAUAAAAAAAAAUUAUUAUCGAUUUAAAUGGAGUCAAAAAUUGUGCUUUUCUGUGCUAAGACAAAAAAAUGUUUUUUCGUAAGGUUGGUGUUAGUGGAAUCAUAAUCCUUUUUGAGAUGGGGAGAAAGAGUUUUUUAAUCGAUACAAUGUUAAUAAAUUUUGCAAAAAAGUUUUAUUACAAAAAAGAUUACGCACAUAAAUGAAAUAAUAUAAUAAAUAAA